AUGCAGUUCUCUACUGACAAGGGUAUUUUAUUUACGAAACAAGAUGUAUGCCUUUGUCCCUCCAUAACUCAAUUGCCAUGUCCGCCACCGUGUCCGCCACCCUCGCCUGUCGAGAACAGUUGCUCGAAAUAUUACCGAGAGAUAGGAGCAGAGAUGAUUGGCAAUCAGUUGCUCAUCAGGCUGGAAAAGGACAAAAGUAAAACAAAAAGGAAACAACAUGAAUGGGAUCCACCUUGUGAUUGCGUCGAGAUUCAAAGACCGACGAGCAAAAGAGGCCCCAGGAUAAUUAAUGCGAAUUACGAAGACCGCGUUAUAUUUCGUGUUCAGUCCUCUUCUCAGCUCAACAAAGAAUCUACUUAUAAUUCACAAACUGUCGCCUACAAAAUUGAAUCGUGCAAAGAUGAUCAGGACAGCCAUCGAUGUAAGACCAUCACUGUAUAUCCUCACAAGGGUAUUUCAGGAUCCCAAGAAGUAUACACUAAUCAUACAACAGAGGGGAAUCAGAAUGUUUUCCUACUGCGAGUAAAAAAGAAGACAGAAUGCCCCGAUCAGAAAGGCAGAAACGUCGAGCUUGAACUCAGGACGCCAAAACCACCAAAACUAUCAAAGCUUCCAACACCACCACCCACGCAACCUACAGUUGCACCACCGCAACCGAUAACUGUUGCCGAUUUGCUUGUAGAGGACGUAAAUGAAUCGGAAAAUUCGAAGAAACCUAAGAAGCAAUCAAAAAAGAAGGCAAAGAGAAAAUAG
Molecule: messenger RNA, 753 nt
Organism: Dinoponera quadriceps
Lineage: Eukaryota; Metazoa; Arthropoda; Insecta; Hymenoptera; Formicidae
Exons: 3
Coding region: 1-753 (250 amino acids)
Source: RefSeq, a predicted model, not a curated record